UUGAGUGUGAGAAACGCUGUGGAAACUCCGCAUUUCUGCGGAUCCUCUCGACCUGAUCAGCGCUUCUGAUGGCGUUCAGUGGGAAGUAUCAGCUGGAGUCACACGAGAACUUCGAGGCGUUCAUGAAGGCCAUCGGACUGCCGGAGGAGGAGAUCCGGAAAGGCAGAGAUGUGAAGAGCAUCUCGGAGAUCCAUCAGGACGGGAAGGACUUCCGGGUGACGGUGACGGCCGGGACGAAAGUGAUCCUGUACUCGUUCACUGUGGGAGAGGAGUGCGAGCUCGAGACCCUCACGGGGGACAAGGAGAAGACGGUGGUUCACAUGGAUGGGAAUAAGCUGACGGUGUUCGUGAAGGGGAUCGAGUCUGUGACCGAGCUGGACGGAGACACUAUCAGUAAUACUCUCAGCUUCGAUGGAAUCGUGUACAAGAGGAUCAGCAAGCGAAUCUCCUGACAGGCUCACUGCACAUGUUUGGUGAUAUUCUGGACUAGAUUGAAUCAAAACUCCACAAUGUGAUCUGUUGAAAACGCCUUUAUUAGAGAGCAGAUUCUUGCUUAGAUCAGGCUUUGAUUGGCACUUGUUCUCCAGCGACGCUCAUCAUGGGUUUGCUUGAGAGAACAGCUUCUCUCAUGUUUCGAUAGACCGACUCGUUCUCCUUAAACAGACGAAGCUCCUUCUCUGUCUGCGUGCGCAUCGCCUGAAACACACAUUACACUUCAUCCAAGCUCACAAUAAACAAACUCUCACAAACCCAACAUCGAAUCUUUCUCAGCCUGUAGACUCUCAGGAAACUGUCAUUUGUGUGUGUGACUUACUCAACUUAGAUUUAAUUCGGUUUAGUUGCUUUAAGGCAAGAUAAAACCAAUGUUUUUUCAGCUCAGAUUUAAGGUCUAUUUUGCUUCUAUGACAUCAGACAGAAAACAUCUAAAAAACACAUUUAAAUAUUUGAUUGCACUUUAUCUAUUUGCAUCUGUAGAUUAAAAAAUGUAAUAUCUUAAUAUACUGUGAUUAAUCAACUGAGGAAAUGGCGAUAUCUAGUAGUUCUGCCUUUAAAAUAAUGUUUUCAUUUACUGUAAUAUCAGUAGAUUUAAACUGUAAAAUGCUGAAUUGUGGUCAAAUAAUUGUAACAUCAUUUUGCUUUAAUUGCUAUUAAAAUUUCAUGCUUUCACUGUCUACAGUA
Molecule: messenger RNA, 1179 nt
Organism: Pimephales promelas (fathead minnow)
Lineage: Eukaryota; Metazoa; Chordata; Actinopteri; Cypriniformes; Leuciscidae
Source: RefSeq, a predicted model, not a curated record